Molecule: messenger RNA, 1544 nt
Organism: Arachis ipaensis
Lineage: Eukaryota; Viridiplantae; Streptophyta; Magnoliopsida; Fabales; Fabaceae
Source: RefSeq, a predicted model, not a curated record
UAAUAUCCUCCUGCUGGGAGUUUUUGUUAAAUGUUGAAAUAAGUACGAAACCAAAAUCUAAUAAUGAUAAUGAAAUCAGUGUGAACACAAAAAUAUGAUAAUUUUGUGUCCAAAAAAACAUUUUUCCCCCAACAAAAGCAACACACACACAUGCUCACUCACACACUUUGCUAUAAUGGUUUUCACACUGAAUCUGUCUUCUCUUUCUUUCACUCCACUCUUUGCUCUGAAAUCAACUUUAAUUUCUGUUUCCUUUUUUACUUGCAUACACAUCAGAAAUAAAUAAGCAUAUCUCCUUCAAUUUGAUCCUAUUACUUGUCAUUGUUUCCUUAUUGCUUUAAUUUGAUGAUGAACAACAGUAGCAGCAGCAGUAGUAGUAGGAACAGUAGGUUUCCUUUCACCCCAUCACAGUGGCAAGAACUUGAACACCAAGCUCUAAUAUACAAAUACAUGGCUUCAGGUACCACUGUCCCUCCUGAUCUUCUCUUCACUCUCAAAAGAAGCCAUUUCAAUUUGCCUCAUCACCAACCAGCUCAACAACAACACUUUGGAUGGAACUAUCUUGAAAUGGGUUUGGGAAGAAAAAUAGACCCGGAACCAGGGAGGUGUAGAAGAACAGAUGGAAAAAAAUGGAGGUGCUCAAAAGAGGCAUACCCAGAUUCAAAGUACUGUGAAAGGCACAUGCACCGAGGGAAAAACCGUUCAAGAAAGCCUGUGGAACUUUUGAAAACAACAACAAACACAAGCAAUAGUGCUUCUUCAGCAACAACCCACACCAUCAUCUCAUCAUCAUCAAUCACUAAAACUAAUGAGCACCCUCAACAACGUUCUUGCUAUAAUAAUGGUUCAAAUCUUCUUCAUCAGCAUUCCUUUGUCUUCAAUUCCCACACUCCAUCAAGGUCAUCAACAUCUGCUGUUGCUUUUUCAUUUCCAGACAACACUGCUCCCUCCAGUAGGUACGUCUAUGGAGUGAAAGAGGAAGCGGAUGAACGUGCUUUCUUCAAAGAACCUUCUAGCACAUUGAAAAGCUUCUCUGGAUCCUCCAUGGACGAUUCAUGGCAACUCACACCAUUGACCAUAAGCACCUCAUCUUCUUCUUCCUCCACAAAACAGAGGAGUUGCACAAGUUUAUCCAACAAUAGUGACUACUCGUACUUGCAACUUGAGAGCCUCAAUGAGCGCUCAAAAAAUCAAGAACAAGAUCAGAAGACUACUGUUCAUAGCUUCUUUGAUGAAUGGCCCCACAAAGGCAGAGGAUUUGAUUCCGAUGACAAAUGUUCUUCCACAACCAAAUUAUCAAUUUCCAUUCCAUCAACAUCUUUUCAUGACUUUCCCGUCCUUCAGUUCAAGAACCCACCUGGCUGCUGAUUAUUCAACCCUUUCAUCAUCCUUAAAAUGUGUAGUAGAGGACUAAAGGUUGAGCUAUGCCUUGAACAAUGGGAUCAUUGUACGGCCAAUAGAGUACUUUAGAAGUGGGGUUCAGAUGCCGAGGUCAUCCUUCAAUUGCUCCGGCCGGUGCUCCUCUUUGUUUUUCAUUUCUUUUU